UGUUAUUUGCAAAAAAUAGAACUUUAUUGUGGAACCAGCAAACUUAAAUGUUGCUAAUAACAAUUGUCGUUAAGUGAAGAAUAUUUUUAGUCCAGCGAUUUGUUUUUAAGGAACUAAAUUUACUAACUGACGAUAGCAGUCAAAUGUUAGUAUUUUUAGUUAAAAAUUAAAAACAAUAACUUUAGAGCGCACUCUUAUACAAACAUCGCCAUAUAAUUGAAAAUAAAAAUGGAAGUACAACAGCUUGAAAUUCUUUGCAAGCAAUUGUACGAAGCAACGGACUCUGCAAUAAGAUCAGAUGCCGAGAAAGCAUUAGUGCAAUUUGUUAGCAGUCCAGAUGCGCUGCCGAAAUGUCAGAUGUUGCUUGAUCGGGCGGAUUCAAGUUAUGCACAACUCUUAGCAGCUACCACACUUACAAAAUUAUUGCAAGGACUUACCUUAGAGCAGCGCAUUGAUAUAAGGAGUUACGUGCUCAACUAUUUGGCAACGAGACCAAAUCUUGUACACUACGUGGUGCAAGCGUUGGUUACAUUGAUUGCAAAAAUUACAAAAUAUGGAUGGUUUGAUGCAUAUGAAUCUGAACUUAUAUUUCAAAACAUUUUGGAAGAUGUUAAAAAAUUUUUACAAGGGUCUGUAGAACAUUGUACGAUUGGUGUUCAAAUUUUAUCACAAUUGGUUUCAGAAAUGAACACUUUCAUAGAAUUGGAUGCAAAUUUCUCAUUUUUAAAGAGCCGCAAAAUAGGUACUUCAUUUAGGGAUCAUCAACUUUACGAUAUAUUUUUAUUAUCUUGUUCGCUACUUGUAACUGCGAGGGACACUAGCAAAAACUUAAACUUUUUGGAUGAUUCUAAACGAGGGCUUAUAUCGCAUGUGCUUCGUUUAACAAAGAAUUGUUUAAGUUUUGAUUUCAUUGGUAGCUCAACAGAUGAAUCCUCCGAUGAUAUGAAUAGUGUACAAAUACCAACAUCAUGGCGUCCAGCAUUCCUUGAUCCAAACACAUUAAAAUUAUUUUUUGAUUUGUAUCAGAUAUUAUCAAAUGGUUUAGCGCAAUAUUCUCUACAAUGUUUGGUGCAAAUGACAUCAGUACGUAGGUCGCUUUUUAAUAAUUCCGAACGCACAAAAUUUUUAACUAAUUUAGUGGAAGGAGUCAAAAACAUUCUCGUCAAUUUACAUGGUUUGAGCGAUGCGGACAACUAUCACGAAUUUUGUAGACUCUUGGCGCGUUUAAAAUCAAAUUAUCAACUGGGUGAAUUAAUAGCUGUACCUUGCUAUCCCGAGGCAAUAGAACUUAUAGCAAAAUUUACAGUAGAAUCUUUACGGAUGUGGCAAUUUGCACCCAACAGUGUACAUUAUUUACUGACACUAUGGCAACGUAUGGUGGCAUCAGUGCCGUAUGUUAAAUCUCCUGAACCACAUUUAUUGGGCACAUAUACACCGGAAGUAACAAAGGCCUAUAUUGAGUCCCGUCUAGAAUCGGUACCAGUAACGGUGCGUGAUAAUUUGGAAGAUCCUUUAGAUGAUCUUUGUAUGGUGCAGCAACAGCUAGAGCAACUGUCUGUGAUUGAACGUUGUGAAUAUGAUAAAACAUGUGCUCUUCUGGUACAACAUUUUGAUCAAAAAGCGCGUGAAUAUGAAAAUUUAUUACAAACACCAAAUGCUAAUCCCAUGGAUAUUACUAUACAUGAACUGCAGUUAACUUGGCUGGUAUAUAUAAUAGGUUCAGCUAUUGUUGGACGUUUGGCUGUUAACUCCAAUGAUGAACAUGAUACAAUGGAUGGUGAAUUAGUGAUAAGAGUUUUACAAUUAAUGAGUCUAACAGAUGCUCGUCUGCCUCAAGCAGGUUGUGAGAAAUUGGAACUAGCGGUAUUGAGCUUUCUGGAGCAAGUGCGAAAAAUGCACAUCAGCGAACAAACGCAAAAAGUAAAUGUUUAUAAGAGACUGAGUGAGGUUUUUGGAGUAAACGAUGAACAAAUGCUGUUAAGUUUUAUCAAUCGAAAAAUUAUUACUAAUUUAAAAUACUGGGGCCAUUCGGAAUCGAUCAUUACAAAAACACUCAUGUUAUUAUCUGAUCUCUCUUUACAUUUUAAUUCGGUGCGUAAAUUGGCAAAGUUAGAGGAAGUGCAAUUUAUGCUAACACAUCACACUAGUGAACAUUUUCCAUUUUUGGGUACAAAUUCAUCACUAACUGAAAUGCGUUGUCGUACAAUGUUCUACACAUCUUUGGGUCGUUUACUGAUGUUCGAUUUGGGAGAGGAUGAAGAAAGAUUUUAUAAUUUUUUAACGCCGCUUACAAAUCAAUUUGAAUCGCUCGGCAGUGUCCUAAUGGAUGCAAACAGUUUCCCAAAUGAGGAGGCUAAAAAAGCAAUUAUAGGCUUAGCUCGUGAUUUACGUGGAUUAGCUCAACCGUUAAACGCAAGAGUACCAUAUACCAUGUUAUUUGAAUGGCUGUAUUAUGCGGACUAUUUACCCAUUUUAAUACGAGCAGUUGAGCUGUGGGCACAUGAUCCUGCUGUGACUACACCUGUACUGAAACUUUUCGCCGAAUUAGUGCACUGUCGCACGCAGCGAUUACAAGGAAAUGUUUCCAGUCCAAUUGGCAUACUUUUGUUUCGGGAAGCUUCGAAAUUGAUUUGCAUUUAUGGCAAUCGUAUAUUACACUUAGAUGUACCACAUGAUCAGCAGUAUCCAAUGCGACUCAAGGGUAUAUCCGUUUGUUUUCUGAUUUUAAAGAAUGCCUUAGGUGGAAAUUAUGUUAAUUUUGGUGUCUUCAAAUUAUAUGGGGAUGAUACGUUGGAUAACGUGCUCAAUAUUACAGCUAAAUUAAUAUUAUCAAUACAGUUAAAUGAUUUAUUGGAAUAUCCAAAAUUAUCAGCGACAUAUUAUGGCUUACUUAAUUGCUUAUCACAGGAUCAUAUAACAUUCAUAGCUGGUUUAGAACCGCGUGCAUUUGUUUAUAUAUUGGAGAGUUUGGCCAAAGGUUUAACUGCCAUAGAUUCAUCUGUUUAUAUAAAUUGUUGUACUAUAUUGGAUAAUAUUGUGUCAUACAUAUUUAAGCAAUUACAAUUAAAAGUUUCGACAUUCCCAAAUAAAAAGCUACGCAACAUAACACCCGAAAACGCACAGUUCCUGGAGGUUGUUAAAAUGAAUUCUGAAUUACUACAGUCAAUGAUGUCAACUUUGUUAAAUAAUAUUAUGGCAGAGGAUUGCAGAAAUCAGUGGUCUAUGUCACGUCCAUUGUUAGUGCUAAUACUUCUAUACGAGGAUUACUUUCAAUCUCUAAAGGAUAAUAUAAUACGUGUACAACCGUUAGAUAAACAACAGACAAUGGCACAGUGGUUCUCUGAUUUAAUGAUGGGCAUUGAACGAAAUGUGACUAGUAAAAAUAAAGAGAAAUUUUCACAAAAUCUGUCAUCGUUCCGUCGAGAUGUUGUUAACUUGCCAAAAUCAUCAAGCUACAAUACGGUUAACUCUUAUCAGGUUUAUUCUGAAACAAAUUAUUCAGUGUCGGUUUAAUUGGUCUGGAUUGUUGGUGGAUAUGGCGUGAAGAAUUUAAACAAGAACUUUUUUAUAGUGAUGUGAAGAAUGAGGGUUCAUAUAUGGAAAAUCUAAGUUAUGUUAAUAAAUAAACAUACUACUUAUUUUGUACGUAUGAAGUAUACAAUUAUUUUGUUUGUAUGUGCAAA
Molecule: messenger RNA, 3683 nt
Organism: Teleopsis dalmanni
Lineage: Eukaryota; Metazoa; Arthropoda; Insecta; Diptera; Diopsidae
Gene: Ranbp16
Product: ran-binding protein 16
Exons: 21
Coding region: 229-3513 (1094 amino acids)
Biological process (GO): protein export from nucleus
Cellular component (GO): cytoplasm; nuclear pore
Molecular function (GO): nuclear export signal receptor activity; small GTPase binding
Source: RefSeq, a predicted model, not a curated record